AUGCAGAUGCGGGUUCAUGCGAUGUAUGGGAACAGUCGGACUAUCCUGACGCUUUUCGUUAUCAUGACCGUCGGAGAGGUUUCGUUCUGGAUUGUCUUCCUGGCACUGGGUGGAUACGAUGGCAUGACAGCUCGUUAUGGGAAUGCCGGUACAAAUAAUCCAUCGCCUGGGCUCUACUUCUGCGCCGACGGCGAUUUCGCCCACAAGCAUUGGUAUGCGUAUUUCGACACCCCCAUCCUGAUUAUCGAGAUUACGCUUGUCGUGCUCGCGCUCUACAAGGCGUGGCAGCAGCAUCGGGGCGGGAACCCGAACAGGCUAAUGAUGAUGCUUGCCCGGGAAUCCAUAUUAUACUUCGUUGUUGUAUGUGCGAUAUACGCUGUAGACCAGGUCUUGAACUUCAUGAAUCGGAUGACGCUUGAUGAACUCGUCAACGGUUAUCGGAAUGCCAUUCCUGUCAUCUUGGCUAAUCGGCUUAUGAUAUCAGUCCGAGUCGCGUACUAUGAUCACGAUUAUGUCGACUUCGAUGUGUCUUCUAGGUGUACCCUGUCUAUCUCGAAUUUUCGCCAUGAACACGGUGGAGCAAGGCCAUCGUCAGCUGCCUUUGAGUUGAAGAGGAGAAAAUGA
Messenger RNA from Gloeophyllum trabeum ATCC 11539, 624 nucleotides. RefSeq lists its product as uncharacterized. The transcript has 4 exons. Bases 1 to 624 code for a protein of 207 amino acids. NCBI's taxonomy places the organism in Eukaryota, Fungi, Basidiomycota, Agaricomycetes, Gloeophyllales, Gloeophyllaceae. The record is from RefSeq and is a predicted model, not a curated record.